Aspergillus steynii IBT 23096 is the source of this 2596-nucleotide messenger RNA. Its product is annotated as bifunctional anthranilate synthase/indole-3-glycerol-phosphate synthase. NCBI's taxonomy places the organism in Eukaryota, Fungi, Ascomycota, Eurotiomycetes, Eurotiales, Aspergillaceae. Gene Ontology annotation, biological process: L-tryptophan biosynthetic process. The transcript is spliced from 2 exons. Gene Ontology annotation, cellular component: cytosol. Gene Ontology annotation, molecular function: anthranilate synthase activity; phosphoribosylanthranilate isomerase activity; indole-3-glycerol-phosphate synthase activity. Bases 59 to 2362 code for a protein of 767 amino acids. The record is from RefSeq and is a predicted model, not a curated record.
ACUCUUCGUGUGACCCUCUUCUCUGCCCAACUCCCGGGAAAAGACCUAGACUUCCGCUAUGACGGGCUCCGAUCUUGUCGACCAUUCCCCCCGCCAUCCCACCAAAGCUGCGCAGCGGGCCAGCGCCUCCAAUGUCAUUCUCAUUGACAAUUACGACUCCUUCACCUGGAAUGUCUAUCAGUACCUGGUCCUGGAGGGUGCGACGGUGAAGGUCUUCCGCAAUGACGAAAUCUCUCUGGAAGAACUGAUUGCCAAAAAGCCGACUCAUUUGGUCAUCAGCCCGGGUCCAGGUCACCCAGAGUCUGACGCCGGAAUAAGCAACGCUGCCAUUCAACAUUUCAGCGGAAAAGUCCCGGUGUUUGGAGUGUGCAUGGGCCAACAAUGCAUCAUCUUUUCUCAUGGAGGAAAGGUUGACGUGACUGGUGAGAUCCUGCAUGGCAAAACCUCGCAAUUGAAGCAUGACGGCAGGGGGGCAUACGAAGGACUGCCCUCUUCUCUUGAUGUGACUAGGUAUCAUUCCCUGGCUGGAACGCACUCGACCGUCCCAGACUGUCUGGAAGUGUCAUCUUAUGCCGAGCUGCACGAUAACAGUGGCAAAACUGUCAUCAUGGGGGUUAGACACAAGCAGCUUGCCGUAGAAGGUGUUCAGUUUCAUCCCGAGAGUAUCCUUACGGAGCACGGUCGGACUAUGUUCAGGAACUUCCUUUCUCUGACCGCAGGCACUUGGGAAGCAAACGGGAAGCCGUCUGGUGGAAACACCACGGCCGCUCUGAGCGGUACUCCUAAGGCAGACAAGAAGGCGUCUAUUCUCGAAAAGAUCUAUGACCGCCGCAAAGCCGCUGUUACCAUCCAGAAGAACAUUCCUUCUCAACGCCCGGCGGAUCUGCAGGCUGCGUACGAUCUCAACAUUGCGCCCCCGCAAAUUUCUUUUCCCGUCCGACUAAGACAAUCAUCCUAUCCGCUAUCUCUUAUGGCUGAAAUCAAGCGCGCUUCCCCUUCCAAAGGUAUGAUAGCGGAAACGGCAUGUGCGCCUGCACAAGCUCGGCAAUACGCGAAGGCAGGGGCCAGUGUUAUCUCCGUCCUCACAGAGCCGGAUUGGUUCAAAGGUAGCAUUGAUGAUUUGCGUGCCGUCCGCCAGAGUCUAGAAGGGCUCACGAACCGGCCUGCAGUGUUGCGGAAAGAAUUCGUUUUUGACGAAUAUCAGAUUUUGGAAGCACGCCUCGCUGGUGCUGACACUGUUCUGCUCAUCGUGAAAAUGCUCGAUGUUGAACUUCUUACCCGACUAUACCACUACUCCAAGAGCCUUGGAAUGGAACCCCUAGUUGAAGUUAACACUCCUGAGGAGAUGAAGAUUGCGGUCGAUCUUGGCUCUCAGGUCAUUGGUGUCAACAACAGAGAUCUCACUAGCUUCGAGGUUGAUCUGGGUACCACGAGCCGACUCAUGGAUCAGGUGCCUGAAAGCACUAUUGUGUGCGCUCUGAGUGGUAUUUCCGGGCCCAAGGAUGUAGAGGCUUACAAGAAGGAAGGUGUCAAGGCCAUUCUCGUUGGCGAGGCCCUCAUGCGGGCACCAGACACCUCUGCCUUCGUUUCGGAGUUGCUUGGAGGAAGCACGGAGAAAACCUCUAAGACGACACCUAAGUCACCGCUUGUGAAGAUCUGCGGUACGCGAACCGAAGAGGGUGCACGAGCUGCAAUCGAGGCCGGGGCAGAUUUGAUUGGUAUCAUCCAAGUACAAGGGCGAAAGCGGCUUGUUCCGGAUGACGUUGCCUUGGGUAUUUCUCGAGUGGUUAAGUCAACCCAGCGCCCUGCCUCUCAGUCAACGGUCGCCUCCCAAGAAGUAUCAAGUGCGACAUCCAUUGAUUACUUUGAUCAUUCCGCCAAUGCCUUGCGUCAUCCUCACCGAGCCCUACUUGUGGGUGUAUUCCAAAAUCAGCCGUUGUCGUAUGUCCUGGCUCAACAACAAAAGUUGGAACUCGAUGUUGUCCAACUUCAUGGUUCUGAGCCACUUGAGUGGGCUAGUUUAAUACCUGUGCCUGUCAUCCGCAAAUUUGCUCUCGAUGAGGCUGGGAUUGCACGGAGAGCUUACCACAGCUUGCCUCUGUUGGACUCUGGAGCGGGUGGGUCUGGCGAAUUGCUCGACCAGUCUCGCGUUCAGCAGACCCUAGAAGGUGACAAGGGUCUGCGUGUCAUUCUUGCCGGGGGCUUGGAUCCUACGAAUGUGGCUAGCACGAUCAAGAAGCUGGGUGAGUCGGGUCGCAAGGUCGUUGGAGUCGACGUCAGUUCUGGCGUCGAAUCCGAUGGCGCUCAGGAUCCCAGCAAGAUCCGUGCUUUUGUGCAAGCAGUGAAAGCCCUUCAACUAUAGUUUUCACCCGUUAGAAUGUGGGAUGUCAUAUCAUCCGAAAGUGACGCUUCUCUAUGCCUCUACGAUGGUAUUUCAUGAGCUUAUCUUUGUUUUUGCAAAAAUGCUUUUUUGAUAUGUAGAAAGAUCACCUACUUUCGGGCUGCGUUGAACGACUUGAGGCGAAUCUCAUUCAAUCUCAUGUAUUUCGGGUUUCAAAAAACAUCAGAUAAAUAAUCACAUUCAUAUCAUCUUUCG